AAUUUCCCCUCGAUUUUGACGAGAUAACAUUGAAUUUGUGCAAUCGCCGAUGAUUUGCUCUCUUUUUCAAAAUAAAAGUCUUUCCUCAAGGAAGAUAUCGGAACGCUAUGGCUUUAUCUCUAACAGGUAACGUAAACUUCAGUAUUCACUGAUUUGUUUGGACACUUUGGGGUUUGGAUGACGUAGCAACUAGACGUAACUCACUGUGCUUACACUUAGUUUAAUUCAACGACUGUUUUCCACACGCGAUGGUUCAGAAUAUACAAAACACUGUUCUUAAGACCACUGAUUAUAAAGCCACAGAUCUCACUGUAAUCACUAACGGUGAUCGACGAAACUAUUGAUCGAUUGAAACGCUGAUAUGCAUCAUUAUUCUUCGGCGAACUUAUUCUCGCCUUGCAAUUUUACAAGCUCGGCGUCCACAGUCACAGCAGUCAGCUACUUUCGCCCGGUUAUUGGUACAGCUGUGAAAGAAAACAGCCUCCUAAGUGGGUUUCCGAAAAUUAAUGUGGUGCUAUGUAUUACGUUCAGGCAGUGUCCUACCUUUGAUAAAACAAGCAAGAUUAAAUCAGUCAUAUCUAACUUUCGUUUUGCAAGUUUGCGGCCGUUUUAUCAUCAUAGCUACAAUCCUAUCUGAAUAUGCCCAUGAUCAACACGCCGCUUAUCUGUAAAAUGCUAUGCAAACUUUUAAUCUGCAGGUUUGCGUCACGGUACUUGAUGUAGCCCUCUUUUUUAAGGUCCUUUGAUCUCAGCUCAAGCUACAAUGUAGCAGGCUCCAUCUUCUUGAUAAUUUGCAUAUUAUCUGCUCUUAUUAGUUUAUUGUGAAAAGGCGGAAUGUACAUUCAAGCUGCAAUGUGUUAUGCUUUCAUCUUUUAUUUGCUUGGUUUUAAGUUCAGUGGCCGACGGAGAAAAACAGUAUCGGUCUAAUUUUUAGAAUUUACAUUUGGGUCAUACAUAGGUUAAGACAGUCAUUAACAUCAAUAAUAGUAGCUCUAUAAUAAUGGUGCGCAAAUUUAACAUGUUGAUAUGCUCAAAUACGCAUGAUAUAAAAUACUAAAACAAUUCAAUCUAUCAAAAACUAUGAAAAGUGUGUGAAUAUCUAACAUGUUAAAAACAAAUGGAAAAGCAAUACAUACAUAUAUAGGCAGUUACCUCUCAAUUUAACUAAAAGCUAUAUCAAUGAGGGAUUCGAUCCCAGUUAAUAAGGCUUUUAGAAUUUAUUUUAGUCAUGCCACUUUUUUAUGCCAAUUUUUUCCACACAGACAUUGGCAAUUCGCUUUUACAUCUUGAAAAGUCCUUCCUUGCUACAGUAGCAAUAGACUUCGGCACAACCUACAGUGGGUUUGCUUUCUCAUUCAAUAAAGACGAAGGUGAAGAUGCGAUUUUUAUGAACAGAGAAUGGGAAAAUGAACUGGGUCAUCGAACUAGCAAGACACCAACAUGUCUGCUUCUUAAGCCAGAUUUGUCAUUUGACUCGUUUGGUUACCAAGCUGAGGAAAAGUACGCAAAUCUGAAAAGCCUCUCUGAGGAAAAGGAAUACAUGUUUUUUCGGCAUUUUAAAAUGCUGCUACACAAUGAUGAGGUAUGAAGUGCGCUAGACUAUAAGUCUCUAGUAUGUUUAACCAUUUUAUUUCAUCUACUAUCUUUUAAAUGUUCUCCUCUUUUUUUCACUAUUUGGUACCAUUAUUACCAUUGUUAUAACUGUCAUCAUCGUCGUCAUCGUCAUGAUCAUCGUUAGUAUUAUCGUAAUUGUUAUCAUUAUUAUGAAGAAAAUUCAAGGAGCUGAUCAGGUCAUAUUCUGUGGCCUGGGCCUUGCACGUUCUAUCCGAGACAACAAAUUGAUUCUCGUCACUUCCAACAAACGGACGUAGUUCACUUUAAAUUGUAGAACAUCCAUAGGUGGUUUAAUCAGUUUUUAAAUCCUAUUGUGGUUUUAACUACAGCCCAGAUACAUAUUAGGAUGACCUGUAGAGAUAAGGAUCAUCAUCAUCAUCAUUAUCAAGUUUUUCACCUCUAUCAUUAUCAAUAUCACUAGUUUGUUUAAACAUUAGUGCCGCUUUGAGAGUUUUAAAGCGUGUAAUUUGAAAAGAACAAAACCAUAGUAAUAAUUUGGCAAAACCAAUUAUUAUCAGUAUUGAUUUGGUAAAAUAUAGAGGCGUGUAAGAAGUGCAAAAAAUUUUUGAAGUGUAAACGAACAAUAGGAGCAUACGGAGAAUAAAUAAUAAGAAGCUAAUUAAAAAGUUUUUUAAUUAAGUUUUAAAUUGUUUUUAAUUUUUAUAUGCUUUUAAUUAGCUUCUAAUUAUUUCUCCUCAUUGUCUGUUCUUAUUGUCUGUUUACACUUUCAAAAAAUUUUUGAUGAAGUUCAGCUAUAUCUAGCGAAUGGCAAGUACUCAUAACGCGUUUAGACGAAGUAUUAGUUCAAAAAGUUAAGACACUGCAAAGCGAUUUAUUUGUGCAUCCAUGUGACUGAACACACUCGCAUAAUUUAGUUACUUAUCUUAUAUUUUCUACCUUUAUCAAAUUAGAGCCUGAAUCUUAACACCAAGAUACCCGCAGCAAAUGGAAAACUCUUGCAUGCAAAACAAGUGUUUGCACAUUCCAUCCGGUUUCUGAAAGAACAAGCGCUCAAUAUCAUUCGACAAGAGACGAGAGAUGACGGAUAUAAAAUGGAGGAUAUCCAGUGGGUUCUGACUGUACCAGCCAUAUGGACUCCACGAGCCAAGCAGUUUAUGCGUGAAGCAGCCUAUGAGGUAUGCAAUGAGAUGAGCUUAAAUCAUCCAUGCUAUCGGCGAGUGAGGCAUUGAGCACGAUUGUUCGAUUGUGUUGCAUUUGCCGGCAUACUAGUCUGUCAUCAUUUCAAGGAAAAAUGAGUAGUUGUGUCACUUAUUUUUUUCAUAGGCUGGCCUUGGGUCAUCUGAGAAUCCAGAGCAGUUGAUAAUUGCUUUAGAACCUGAAGCUGCGGCACUGUUUUGCACAGAAAGACACCUGGAGAGAAUGGGUGCUGUGUCGCUUGAAGGACAACUCUCUCAACCCAAUAUACACUAUAUGGUUGUCGACAUCGGAGGUGAGGCUUCCUCUGAGCAAAGAUUUUCGUAGUCUACGUUUCUGAAGAACCUUUCAAAUUGAGUGGUUUGUAGAGUUGAUGAAACGCGCAACGAUAGUGCUUCUGUUUUGAACGCGAAAGGAGCGAAGAACAUCAAUGGGUGGAGUAACUUACAAGAAGUAGCCCCUUGAGUAAAGAAAUACUGCCGGCUACUUUACUUAUUCAAAAAGAAAUACUUUUUCAAUAAGCAAGGAGUAGUUCCGAUGGCUAUCUGUACAAAAUGUGGAGUGCUCUAUAACUGAGAACUUGUUCAGACAAAAACUAGAAUGAAACCAUUCAAAACCUUGAUAAUGUCGAUGGUCUGGUUAACUAUAACAUUUACCUUCUAAAUAGGGGAACGUAAGUAAACCUCUGUGACAAACCACCGUGAAGGGGUUAGAAAUAUUCCUCCUAAUGCGCUAUUUCCACAGUAAAAUCCGAAACAGACGCGAUACAACCUUGUAACUAUAUGAAAGAUGACGAAACGCACUUUGCUAACAUUCAAAAAAAUUAAACACCUAUUUUUUAAUGAAAGAUGUGGUAUAGAGUUCAAAGCCAAUUCAGUUAGGUCAAUACGUGGAAUUAGACAGUCAAAAAUCCCUGUAUAGAACGCAUUGUAGCUUUUUUAAUUUCCUAACCCAGCAUGACAGUUUCAUUAUGAAAAAGUCUCUCUUUUUGUGGAUUUUACCUUUCACAAACCAGCUAUCCGGUUUCACCUUGAAAGAAUCUGAACUGCAGGGACACGGGAGUUUGCUCUCUAAAGUCGACGAGAUCAUGAUUAAAACAAUCUGGUCAUAGCUGUGGUAUCAAAUUUUACGGCAUCACGAUUAAGUAAAUAAGUCCCAUUCAAUAAAUAUUUAGGUGUAAUCCAUAAAUCUUUCAACUUUUUAUAGGCGGUACCUUUGAUGUGACAGUGCAUGAAAAACAGGAUGACGGUAACAUUAAGGAAAUCUACAAAGUAACAGGUGGACCGUAUGGAGGCAAGAAAGUGAAUGAACAGUUUAAGAGCCUUUUGGACCAAAUAUUUGGUCAGCAGAAGAUGUAUGAUUAUCGCCAACAAUUUCCUUCUGAUUGGCUAAAACUCAUGAACGAUUUUGAAAUUAAGAAGCGCGGGGUUCGGGUCGUGCAGCAAAAAGAGACAAGAAUUCGCCUGCCACGCAGUUUCGUCUCGUGGAUCAACGAUGCCGUUACAGCGGCUUUGAAACGCUAUUCAAAUGGAGAAAUCAGAAUCCUCAACGAUGAGUACCUGUGCUUAAGUUCGAGAGUUAUGGUGGAGCAGUUUCGGCCGGUAUUGGAAGCCAUGAAGGAUCACUUAAGAGUGCUCCUUAGCGAGCCACGGCUUUCGAAAGUCACUGUGAUGCUAUUAGUUGGAGGAUUCGCGAAUUCUUUGAUUCUUCAGGAAGAAAUCAAAAGAAGGUUUUCCAGCAGGUGUUAUAUAAUCAUUCCUAAUGAUACCAGUACUGCUGUUGUCCAAGGGGCUGUCUUGUUUGGCAAGAGUCCGGGUAGAAUAGUGCAAAGAGUUGUCAGCAAGACGUAUGGAGCCGACUGCUGCCGAGAGUUUGUCCGCGGAGUUCACCCAGAAGAAAAGAAGUUUGUCGCGAAUGGCGUGGAGAUGUGUAAUGAUUUGCUAAACUACUUUGUGAAGGAAAAUGAAGUCGUUAAACUCGGGCAGCGAAUAAAAAGUAUCUAUCGACCAUUGUAUCCAAACGAUAAGAAGAUCAAGUACUCCUUCUACGCGGCAAACAACCCCAAUGCCCUUCUCGUCACCGAUGCUGGAGUAAAAAGGAUUGGAAGUGUCGUGGUUCAGUCUCCUGAGACGUGGAGAGGUUUGGAUAGAGAACUGGAGGUCAGUCUGUAUUUUGGAGGAACAGAAAUAACCGCAACAGCUCGAGACAUUUCGAGUGGCAAUACAGCGCAAACUACUCUGGACUUUUUUUACGUCAAGUAAUGAUUAGUCGGAGCGUUUGGAACGAUAUUCUUACGUUACAUUUAUUGCGUUAAAUAAAAUAUAAUCCAGAAACUAUAAAAUCUUUAUCCUCGGCAUUAGGAAGUAAGUAUUCAAAUUUUCGACAUACUGCGUCUCAAGAUUACAAAGAUUCACCUUACCGUUCGAAAGAUGUCGUCAAAUGUGCCAAAAAAUUCGACCUCGAAUGCUGCCAUUUUGAAAAACAACUUGGUAACAUAUAGGUACACGCGAAACUACAACACGGGUUUUCCGCUUCUCCAUGUGAUUCGAAAAUGUGUUUUUAAGUGUUUCUCCUAAUUGUUCCAACAAACUGCCAAGAGGUGAAACUCUACUACAGGACUUAGACAAGCAAUUUUUAAAUGCAUUGGACUGUCUGAUGUGAUGAUUCCGAAUUUACUCUUUUUGUCAGUGAUAAGAAUGAUAUGAUUUCUCCAGAAUAUUUUUCUUUACCACAGAAAAGUGUAUCGCAGCUACAUACAAAAUUUAAGCAAUGGCGAACAUCUUGAGCUGUGUAUACAAAUAAGGAUAUUUUUUUCUCUGUUUGUCAAAUAUGGGAUUUUCACAUUAUUCCCUUGGAUGUAAGAUAGCAUCAUAGACCUCAGAGCAGCCUUAGAGCUAAAAACAGUAGACUUUUGUUUAGCAAACAAUGCAAAAUGGAAGGAAAUAAAGUCAGAUGUAGAUGUAAAC
Messenger RNA from Pocillopora meandrina, 5735 nucleotides. The record is from the annotation of a GenBank genome assembly. NCBI's taxonomy places the organism in Eukaryota, Metazoa, Cnidaria, Anthozoa, Scleractinia, Pocilloporidae.